Messenger RNA from Penaeus chinensis, 1389 nucleotides. RefSeq lists its product as uncharacterized. The record is from RefSeq and is a predicted model, not a curated record. The transcript has 13 exons. Lineage: Eukaryota; Metazoa; Arthropoda; Malacostraca; Decapoda; Penaeidae. The coding region runs from base 1 to 1389 and encodes 462 amino acids.
AUGGUGGAGCGGGGGAGGCAAAUUCAGCAACAGCAACAGCGGGAACAGCAGCAUAAACAGCACCACCAGGAGUCAUUACAGCAGCAUCGGGACCCCGCCAUGCCCAGUACCCAGACGAAGUACAGCUGCCGUUCCCUUGGGGAGCAAAACACAACCGGCCUCGAAGAGGGCAAGAUAGAGGAGUCGGCGGCGGCGGCGGCGGAGGCGGAGGCGGCGGUGGUACGAGGCCCGCGCGAUACGCCGCCCCUUGACAAAAGCGGCACCUCAAAGGCCCCUCGUGGACUGAGGGCGGAGGAGCGGCCGCAGACACACACUCAGCACAAUGUGCCGCCAAGGAGUCGCCGUAAGCCCGCCGAGCAGCGUCACCGGUCCCCUUUGCCCGUCAUCGGCGACCGCAAUGUGCCGCGCGACCACGACGACACCGCAACGCCGCCGCCCGCGACCGCACGCCCACUCGUAGACUCUGGCUGCGCCCCCGUGUCACCCUCCCUGCCCGGGCGCCAGCUGAUCUCGGCGAUGACCUACGCCCGUCCCGGCAGGCGUGGGCGGCCGAGGCAGGACCACGAGCUCACCGCGGAUUCUGGCCUCCCUGUUGACAUAACCUUCUCGCCUGUCAGCCUGUCAACUUCCAUCAACCUGCCCAGCUCUUGUCGGGGGAGCAUCGAGAGAUCCAGCCUCCAGACGCGGUAUCUCCGCGGCCCGGGAACAGAGGCGGAUCCCACACGGCGCUUAAGGUUGGAAUUGCAGCCCGCCAAGCCGCGGCGGUCACCCUUGCGGCCGCCGCGCUGUAAAUCACAGCUUGGUGCCAUCAAAGUUUGGUUUAUUGCAGCGGUGCAGGAUGCCUUGUAUUUCCCAGUAAAACAUACUCCACUAAAUCAAGCCAAGGCAAGAAAUAUCAAGCCACGCCAAGCCAAGGCAACCCCUACCAAGACAAUGCAACCCAGUGCAACCCAAGCGCCGCCGUCACCCGUUCAUGCAAGCGGCCGCCUCGCCGGCCCCUCGACCUGCGUGAUGGAUGACCCGGGGGCGCAGGAGGAGGGCAUGGCAUCCGGGCAAGAGGUGGGCGUGGCGAAGAUGACACGCCCACUGACGGAGGACAACGAUAAGCGACAGGGUACAGAGGGUACAGAGGGUACAGAGUUGGGUACAAGCAAGGAGCAGAGAGGCAAGGCAGGGGGCAAGAAACAGGGGCAAGAAGCAGGGGCAAGAAGCAGAGGCGACAGAGCCGCCGCCGCCGCCGCCGCCUCGGCCCCCGGAGCUUUCUUUGUUGAUGCUCCAGUUCCUGCUUCUGUUAUGCCCGUAUUCCUGUUCUGCUCCUGCUGCCUCUGCUCCUGCUGCGUCUGCGUCUGCUGCUGCCCUUCCUAUUGCCCCCGUUCCUGCUUCUGUUAA